Sphaerulina musiva SO2202 is the source of this 1848-nucleotide messenger RNA. RefSeq names its product DUF887-domain-containing protein. The record is from RefSeq and is a predicted model, not a curated record. The transcript has 2 exons. NCBI's taxonomy places the organism in Eukaryota, Fungi, Ascomycota, Dothideomycetes, Mycosphaerellales, Mycosphaerellaceae. Bases 179 to 1312 code for a protein of 377 amino acids. Gene Ontology annotation, cellular component: membrane; endoplasmic reticulum. Gene Ontology annotation, biological process: lipid homeostasis.
ACGGGGCGCAACUGACGAUUGGACUCACAUCGGAGGUCUCGCUCGCUCGCUCGCUCGACCUGACCGCUCUCCACCGAUACAGCACCUCCUCUUUAUAUAUAAGAGCAUGCCGCGAUAGCACAGCACCUCGGUCACUUCGUCCAGGUACUCCCGUCGUCCUCCCUCGCCCGCCGCGACCAUGAAAGACCCGUUCCCGAUCCCUCCGCCCGUCUGGCUCGUCGAAAAGGUCCUACCAUAUGCCAAUUCGCUCGGCCUGCCGACCCUGGCCCUGCAUGCUCACGAGGUGCUCUUCGCCUUCACGCUCUACACUGUAGUUGGCAGUGUCGUAUCGCCCAUUCUCAGCAGACGCUUCGUGCCGCAAAAAUACAAGCUGCUGAACCACAGGACCAAGGUCAAUUGGGAUGUCCAUGUGGUGUCAUUCUUCCAGUCGGUGCUCAUCAGUGCCUUGAGCUUGUAUGUCAUCUUUUACGAUGAGCAGAGGAUAGCGGUGCGUCCAAGAGACCAGUGGGAGGGCCGCGUUUGGGAAUAUACUGGACUCAGUGGGCUUUGCCAAAGCUUUGCGCUUGGAUACUUCCUUUGGGACUUCAUUCAGUGUAGCUACCAUGUGGACAUCUUUGGUCUGGGCAUGCUGGCCCACGCUAUUAGUGCCAUGAGCGUGUUUGCGCUUGGAUAUCGACCCUUCAUCUACUUUUAUGCCCCAGUCUUCCUCCUCUACGAACUCUCUUCACCUUUUCUCAAUGUUCAUUGGUUCUGUGACAAGCUCAACUUGACUGGAAGCCCCAUUCAAGCUAUCAAUGGUGUCUUUCUGGUCGGUUCCUUUUUCGCCUGCCGCUUGAUCUGGGGCAACUACUCUUCCGUCCUAGUUUUCAUGGACAUCUACAAUGCCAUAUUCAACGGCAACACCGAGAUCACAAAGAACAGCACUGGAGCACCCAAGCACUACUCCGCCCAAGAUCUAAUGUCAAUAUAUGGCGACGAGCAAGGCCAACUGUUAGCAUUUGCUGGAAGUCAAGGUAUUCCGCUCUGGCUUGGACUGGUCUACCUUGCUUCGAACCUGACUCUCAACUCUCUGAAUAUCUUCUGGUUUGGUAAGAUGAUACAGACCAUUCGGUCACGAUUCGAUCCCCCUCUUGGCACGAAGGGCCUGGGCAAAGAGGUCAAGCACUGGGAGCGUGAAGAGAAAGUCGAGGCAGUCAAUGCCACAAGUUCACCUGCCGCUGGACAUGUUGACAUCCAGCGGGUCGUGAAUGCAGAUGGGAGCAACAGUGUGGAGAUAACGCAGCGUUCUCUAAGAACUAGGCGGAAAGCUUAAGCUGCACGAGGGGCGCAGGUGGAUUAUCUGAUGUCUCUUUGCGAAUGCUUCCUCAGGUAGGGAAGUAGCUACUGUACAGCACUUUUUUGGGCUCUUGGGCCUUGUCAGUCCCGCUAUGAGAUGUAUGGCGGCAUGCAGAGUAACGAAUUUCUGCUGCUAUGGUGAAUCAGCUCUAUCUCCCAUAGUAACAAGUCGCGCCAUGGACAAGAGCUUUGUGUCCUCAUCAGUCUACUGGACCCUUCAUUGCUGAGUGGGCGUGUUUGACACAAUUCCGCAUGCCCUAUACUGACUACGAGGCAACGACUCGCGAGCCCCUUGCCACAUCGCCCCCUAGCCUCCCCGAUCUUGCCACUCAGUUCAAUCUUGGAAAGAGCUGGAUGCCCAGCUCAGCACACUCAGCUUCGACCAUGCGGCCCCACAGCUUGUACUUCAUAAUGAAGUCCAUGCAAUCCCCGACAUGCUUGCGCGCCUUGUCAUUGUCCAUGUCCUCAAUCUUCUUACUGACCAGCCAGUCUCUGUCACUGUCUGCCAGUCUC